Molecule: messenger RNA, 1368 nt
Organism: Salvelinus namaycush (lake trout)
Lineage: Eukaryota; Metazoa; Chordata; Actinopteri; Salmoniformes; Salmonidae
Product: leptin receptor gene-related protein-like
Exons: 4
Coding region: 621-1010 (129 amino acids)
Biological process (GO): late endosome to vacuole transport via multivesicular body sorting pathway; negative regulation of growth hormone receptor signaling pathway
Cellular component (GO): endosome
Source: RefSeq, a predicted model, not a curated record
UGGGUACUGGCGAAAUGGGCAAAUGUAGUAAUGUAGGCUAAACUGACAAAGGAGCAAAGAGCAGAAAUCUGAACUAGCAAGCAAGUCGCAGCAAUGAAGAACACGAAGGGGGGAGAAUUCUGGCAGGGGGGAGAUUUUCGGCACAACACCGGAAAGCCAUGCUUUGUUAUGAUUCUGAGUGGCCACAAAGCUAGGAACAAUGAAGCAUGUGGGGCAUCGUAGGUGGCUCGUUCCAGCUAGUUUUAUCUUGUUCUUCAUAACAUGUCUUGUUUUGACUGAUUUCAUGUUAAUGCUAAUAUGGAGAAAACUCACUAGCUAACUAACCAACACUGUAACGAUGUAUUUAAGAGACAAGUGUUCAUUGUGUAAAUUUAUUUUUUGUUUUCAAUAAACAUUAGGAGACGAAAUAUAGUUUACACGUUGUCAAUAAUAUAAGCCAACCGUGUCUGAAUUGCCCCAUUGUUGCGCACGCGUCGGUAUUGGAAACAGCUCCUUUAAGAAAGUCAUUUGAAGCAAAGAAAAAGUUCAAAGGAGGAAAUAGGAAGUCAGUCUCGAAUGUCAACACAACAAACAAAGCACAAAGAAGAGGAACGGACAGAAAAUUUAAGACGUUUAAGACAAUGGCGGGUAUUAAAGCGCUGGUUGGGUUGUCCUUCGGUGGAGCCAUUGGCUUGACAUUCCUCCUGUUGAGCUGUGCCUUGGAGCAAUAUGGGGUGUACUGGCCCCUCUUCGUCCUUUUCUUCUACAUACUCUGUCCUAUCCCCACCUUUAUAUCCAGAAGGCUCAGUGAUGACAGUGAUGUGGCCAGCAACGCAUGCAGAGAGCUGGCAUACUUCCUCACUACGGGAAUUGUGGUAUCUGCGUUCGCGCUUCCCAUCAUAAUGGCCCGGGGUGCAGUAAUCCAGUUGGGGGCCUGUGGCCUGGUGAUGGCCGGCAACGUUGUCAUCUUCGUCACCAUCCUUGGCUUCUUCCUGGUGUUUGGAGGGGAAGACGACUUCAGCUGGGAGUAGUGAUAGACCGUCUGUGAAUCUCUGGCCAAACAGAGCCACAAUCCCAAAUGGACCCCUAGACCCUAUGCACUUGUGGAGAUCUGAGAGGAUUUGACAGGUGUAAGUAAUAUGGUAAUAGCUCCAUCUUGCCCUCUGAUAGGCUUGCUAGGUGGAAGUUUCACCAUACCAGUCAAAUCUUCUCUGAUCUCCACAAGUGCAUGUGGUGUAGGGUCUAGGGGUCGAUUUGAGAUUAGGCAAUGUGAAGAGGUAUGCUUAGGUAUAAGCAUGUGGUGAAAUAUCACCAAGGGAAGAGUGGUUGUUUCUGGACAGGACCCACCUCUCUACAAUCAUGUAUGUAUGUAUGUAUGCAUGUAUGCAU